AUGCCAUUAAAACUAAAGUCUAAAAGCGGUUCAUCACACCACCAUCACCACUAUAGCUCUAGUAGCGGCACUAGUAACACUGGUACAGGAGCUGGUGCAGUACAGCAGCAACAAGCUGAUCCUGGAACGAUAGAUACUGAUGAUAUUGACGAAAACGAUGAUGCUGGCCAAUCCAUCCUUAUGGGCAUUAUCACGCAGUUGAAGCCUGGGUGUGACUUAUCAAGGAUUACAUUACCAACUUUUAUCCUCGAAAAGAAGUCUAUGUUGGAAAGAAUCGCCAAUCAAUUACAAUUUCCGGAUAUUUUACUCGACGCUCAUGCUGAAAAGGAUGAUCUACAACGAUUUGUGAAAAUCGUGAAGUGGUAUUUAUCCGGUUGGCACAUCGCUCCUAAGGCUGUAAAGAAACCUUUAAACCCAGUUUUAGGGGAGUACUUUACUGCUUAUUGGGACUUACCAAACAAGCAACAGGCGUUUUACAUCGCGGAACAAACAAGUCAUCAUCCACCUAAAUCAUCGUACUUUUACAUGAUUCCUGAAUCAAAUAUCAGAGUUGAUGGUACUACGAUUCCUAAGUCUAGAUUCUUGGGUAACUCGACAGCUGCAAUGAUGGAGGGUUUGUCUGUGUUACAAUUCUUAGAUAUUAUUGAUCCAAAAACUGGCAAACCGGAAAAAUAUACCUUGACACAACCAAAUAUGUACGCAAGAGGAAUUCUCUUCGGGAAGAUGAGAAUCGAAUUGGGUGACCAUUUGAUAAUCAAAGGACCAAAAUAUCAAGUAGACAUUGAUUUCAAAACCAAGGGCUUUAUUUCAGGAACGUAUGACGCUAUAGAAGGAAUAGUUAAAGACUACCAAGGAAAGGAGUAUUAUGAAAUCUCCGGUAAAUGGAAUGAUAUAAUCUACUACAAGGAUUUAAGAGAUAAAUCCGCAAAGAAGGCAAUUUUGUUUAAUUGUCACACUUCAACUCCCUUGAAACCAAUUGUCAGACCAUUAGAGGAACAGGGAGAGUUGGAAUCUAGAAGGCUAUGGAAGAAAGUCACCGAUGCUCUAGCCAAGAGAGAUCAUGUGGUAGCCACUGAUGAGAAAUUCAAGAUAGAAAAUGCACAAAGAAUCCUGGCUAAGAAAAGGGUAGAAGAUGGUGUUGAAUUCCAUCCAAAGUUGUUUAGAUCAUCUAGCCCUGGUGAUGAUCUGGAGUUUUAUAUCUAUAAGCAUAUUCCUGCAGGAACUGAUUCUCAAACUCAUGAAGAUCAGAUUAGAUCCAUUCUAGAAAUUGCCCCUAUUAUUCCAGGACAAAAGUUUACAGACAAAUUUUUUAUUCCAGCUUAUCAGAAGCACGAUAUCCAACAAAAGGAGUUGAGCUAA
Molecule: messenger RNA, 1359 nt
Organism: Kluyveromyces marxianus DMKU3-1042
Lineage: Eukaryota; Fungi; Ascomycota; Saccharomycetes; Saccharomycetales; Saccharomycetaceae
Gene: OSH6
Product: oxysterol-binding protein OSH6
Exons: 1
Coding region: 1-1359 (452 amino acids)
Cellular component (GO): intracellular membrane-bounded organelle; cortical endoplasmic reticulum; cytosol
Molecular function (GO): sterol binding
Source: RefSeq, a predicted model, not a curated record